This is a messenger RNA of Varanus komodoensis (Komodo dragon), 4531 nucleotides long. Its product is annotated as prostaglandin D2 receptor-like. Gene Ontology annotation, molecular function: prostaglandin D receptor activity. Gene Ontology annotation, biological process: inflammatory response; G protein-coupled receptor signaling pathway; positive regulation of cytosolic calcium ion concentration. NCBI's taxonomy places the organism in Eukaryota, Metazoa, Chordata, Lepidosauria, Squamata, Varanidae. The transcript has 4 exons. The record is from RefSeq and is a predicted model, not a curated record. Gene Ontology annotation, cellular component: plasma membrane. The coding region runs from base 1 to 1536 and encodes 511 amino acids.
AUGAACAAUUUCACCAAGUCAGGACUGAAUCAUCCAACGGUGGAGGAUGCUCAGAAGAGACAUCUGGGACCAGCCACCCUCACCUGCAGCUUCAUCUCCAGGGCGGGUGGACGGCGCGCCUCCGAGCACACGCGGCGCGCCCCUCGCCGGCUCGCCGCCCCGCAGCCGCUCCGGCCCCCGGCCCGCGGCACCCAGACGCACCGACCGGAGAGCGGGAAGCGCCUGUCCGGCAGCCGAGCCCCCGGCGCGCCCUUCCCCGCCGGCGCCCCGCCCUUCCCCGCGAGGCUCGGCCCUUCUCCGCCCGUGGGAACGCGGCCGCCUCGUGCCCCCCCGGCGGACGGCGCCCACGAGGCGCAGCCGCCCCUUCACGGGCAGGUCUCCGCCGGUCCCCCCUCGCGAGGCCCCGCCGGCGGAGGCGCACGGCCGGCCCGUCGCCCUCGGCUCUCCAUGGACGGCGGCGCGUACCGGUGCCGCGGCAGCCGGAGCCUCGAGGGCGGCCAGUCGGCGCUGCCCAGCUCGCUGCUCUUCGCGGCGGGGCUGCUGGGCAACGCGCUGGCGCUCGGGCUCCUCUGGCAGCACCACCUGCGCGCCCGGCUGCAGCGCGCCGGCGGGCGGCCCCGCGCCUCCGCCUUCUACCUGCUGGUGAGCGCCCUGACGGCCACCGACCUGCUGGGCAAGUGCCUGCUGAGCCCCAUCGUGCUGGCCGCGUACGCGCGCAACCGCAGCCUUAGCGCGCUCUGGCCGGCGCCCGCCGUCGAGGGCGCGGGAGAGCCGGGCCCCGGCGCGCUGUGCCAGACCUUCGCCUUCCUCAUGGCCUUCUUCGGGCUGGCGCCCACCGCGCUGCUGCUGGCCAUGGCCCUGGAGUGCUGGCUCUCGCUGGGCCACCCGUACUUCUACGAGCGCUACACCAGCCGCCGCCUGGGCGCGCUGCUGACCGGCGCCGGCGCCGCGCUGUGCGCCCUCUUCUGCGCGCUGCCGCUGCUGGGCUUCGGCGCCACUGAGCAGUAUUGCCCGGGCACGUGGUGCUUCAUCCGCAUGGCCGGCGGCGCCGGGCGACCCUACUCGCUGCUCUACGCCAGCCUGCUGGGCGCGCUGGUGCUGGCCGUGGGCCUCUGCAACCUGGGCAGCAUGAGGAGCCUCUACCGCAUGGCGCGCCGGCAGCCUCCGCGCAGGGGCCGCCCGGCGGCCGGAGGGCCGAGCGCCGCCGCGCCGCCCGGGGCGCGGCGGACGGAGGAGCUGGCCCAGCUCGUGCUGCUGGCGCUCAUGACCGUCCUCUUCACCGUCUGCUCGCUGCCCGUGAUCAUCCGUGCUUACAUCGGAGCGUUUGCCCCGGACUCCGACGACAGCGCAGACCUCCGGGCGCUGCGCUUCUUCUCCGUGAAUUCCAUCGUGGAUCCGUGGGUCUUCAUCAUUUUUCGGACGUCCGUCUUUCGCUCUUGCCUCCGCCGGGUUUCUAGGAGGCUGAGCUCUCAGAAAGCCCCACAUUCUCAUCUCCUGGAAACUUGGCAGCGGAAAAGUUCCGGCCCGCUGCAAUGAGGAAUUUCCUUCCCUUGAUGCUCAUGGCUGGACUUUCUUCUGAGUAACGGUGUGAUUCAGUGUCGCCUGGCAGUGGGCCCUGGUGUCACGGGCCACUGUCACGCUUGACCUCCCCGUGGUACUGCUCGCGGCAGGAUCCGUGCCAUCUGCUCCUCCAAGCCACGGCCUGGUGGCCUGGGACACCUCCAGGGAGCAGCCGCGAAUGGGCUUGUCUGGCCUGCACUGCGGCUUUUGACAAUCGGCGCUUUUGACAAUCUGACAAUCGGCGUAGCGCAGCCGCAGCCGGCAAAUGAAUCCCCCAGAGGCACCAAACCCGCUCCCAUUCUGACAAGCUGUCUUGCGGAUGUGGAUCGGUCGUGGGGUGUUCCUGGCCUCAGAGGUGGAAGGGCAAGAAAGGAAGGAGACGAGCUCUCUCCGUUUGCAAAACUGUCCCUGCCUGCUUGCUCAGCGCAAGCGACCAGGUGUGCGUGUGUGUUUGGGCUGGUCCCUAGAGCAUGUGCUCAGCUCUGCUUCUGUACUUCAGGUGCCCUGAGGCCCCCCCACCCACCCCGGCACUGCUGUCCUCCCACCGGGGCAGGGCUGGGCUCGCUGGGCUCGGCCUGAUGUGCCCUCACCCAUGGGAGGGAGGGCCGUGCGCAGACCUGGGGCCGGCAGCCGGAGAGGGACACGGAGCCAGAAGGAUGCGUCCGCAAGAGAGCAGGUGGGACAGGAGGAGCCACGAAAAGCCCUGCUGGAUCAGACGGGCACCACCCAGCCCAGCGUCCUGCUCCCUUGCUGGCCAAUGUGCCUCUCUGCUCUUUUUCUCAGUUAAGUUUCUAGCAAUUGUAAAUGUUCCUUGUAGGAGAGUUGCUCCACCCCUGGAUCAUUUUAGUUCUCCUUUUCUGUGGUUUUCCCAACUCUACAGUGUCCUUUUUUAGAUGUGGUGACCAGAACUCUUCACAGCAUUCUAAGUUUGGUUGCACCAUGGAUUUAUAUAAGGUCAGAGUGGUACUGGCACUUUUGCUUCAGUUCCUUUCCUAAUCCUUCCUAACAUGGAAUUAGCUUUUUCACAGCACUCGGGCACCGAGUUGCCCCCCUCGUUUCUUGGUCAUUCACCACUAACUCAAAUCCUUACCAGCUUAGGGUUGAAAUGUUUGCCCCAAUACGCAUCGCUCUCCACUUGCUUAUGUUGACCUGCAUUUCCUCUUUCAAUGCCCAUCCUCCCAGUUGGGAGAGAUCCUCACAAUCCCUUUUUGUUUAACUUCCCUAAAUAGUAGUGUGCACUCUGCAAACUUGGCCACCUCCCUGCUCAUUCCUGAUUUUUUAGGAAUAGGUUCUUUGGUCCUAAUACAGAGCUCCGAAGCACUCCACUCGUGACAUCUGACCACUGGGAGAAGUUACCUUUUGUUCCCACCCCGUCUGCUGUUCCUUCACCGCUCGGAGGUCCAUGAAGAGGACGCUCGCUUUUACUCCUAUUCCACGACUUCUGCAUUUGCUCAGGAGCUUUUUGGAAGGCCACUGGGUCGCCCCGUCCACCUGCUUAAUAGCGCGCAGAGAAAGCUAAUCCGUUACUGAGACAAGAUGCAUUUUUGCCAAAGCCUCGCUUCUUUUGCGGCAGGGCUUUGGCCUGUAAUUUCUUGGAUCUCCUUGUUUAAAAACAAAAAAUGGUGUUACGUUGGCCCUUCUCCAGUCUCCUGGCACAUGUCACACAUGUCAGCAAUUUCUGUUUGAGUUCUUUCAGAACUUCAGGAUGCCAAAUGCCCAGGCCUGGUGAUGCAUUAACUCUCAGCUUGUCAAACAGCUCAGGCAAUUCAUCUUUUCGCACAGCUGUUUGCCUCAAUUACCGGGCUUUCUGGGAAAAUCUGUUCUUCACCCCUGUUGUUUAUUUUGGUUUUAGAGGUACUGAAUAGAUGUGUUAGGGAUGACAAGGGCAUCAAAGGAACUAGAAUUAGGGACAAAAGUUAUAAAUUGCAAGCCUUUGCGGAAAAUCUGUUCAGACACAGGUAUUUGCCCUAUGCCCUCUGCCAUGAAGGGAGUCAAAAGAAAUUCAGCAAUUUCUGUUAUCCUCCAGCGAUCCAUCCACCUGCAUAGCUGGUUUCUUGCUUCUGUUGUAAAGAAUUUGUUGUUGCUGGUUACAUCCUCCUCAAAUUGCUUUUUUGCAUCUUUGCCUCUCUGCUUGCACCUCACUUGCUCUCCUCAUUUCCAGAGGCUUCCAUUUUCCAAAGACACCCCCCUCUCUCACACAGCUGCCUUGAUUUUGCUUGUUCACCCCGCUGGUGACUUCUUGGGCUUGGGACUCCCCUUCCUAACUUGUCCGUGGAGGCUGUCCGCGUAUCCUGCAGGAAGGGGCCUGCGAGGCCAUCUAUUCCACCCCCUGCUACAUGCAGGCCUCCCCUGUGGGGUUCCCCAGUGCCAGCAGACCUGGGCUCCUCUCCAUGCCUCACCCACACAUUGAGACUCCUCAGCUGUGCCUGUGCAGCUGGCCCUGCGCGUGGAGCAGGUGGCAUGGCAGAGAAAAACAUCUCGGUGGUUUCAGUUACCUCCCUAGAAAUCCAGAUUGGGCUUCCAGGACCUCCUGGCUGCUAUAUUUACCCACAGCACUGGGACCAGCUUGGGUCAGUCUCUGGCUCCAUCCUAGCUUGCUGUGCAGUGCUUCCAAGAUGUCGCACGACAACUGCAACCUUCGCACCAUGUUCACCAUGGGGGCUGCCACCCGCUGCACCAGUCCUCCGACUCCAGAAGCACGGCCUCGGCACAAGGGACGGUCACUCCUCUUCUGAAGAAAGGGUCCCUUCUGAGGAAUUGUUUCCUUCUCCCUUGAAAUGGUGCCCUUGUCCCCUGCGACCCACACCUGUCACCCAGGCCUGCCUCCCUCGGCUCCUCCAGGCCAGCGCACUUGGCUCAGAGGGAACGGACUUGUUUCUUGAGAGACAGGAGCCCUCCAGGUUGCAUCGCAGGGAGUACUUCCUGAUGGUUAGAGCCCUAGGAUAUGGAAUGGGAGGUGGUGGAGGCCCCA